Orbicella faveolata is the source of this 1089-nucleotide messenger RNA. RefSeq names its product melanocortin receptor 4-like. The record is from RefSeq and is a predicted model, not a curated record. Gene Ontology annotation, molecular function: G protein-coupled receptor activity. Gene Ontology annotation, cellular component: membrane. Gene Ontology annotation, biological process: G protein-coupled receptor signaling pathway. NCBI's taxonomy places the organism in Eukaryota, Metazoa, Cnidaria, Anthozoa, Scleractinia, Merulinidae.
UCAGCUAUGGAGGUUUUCAACUCAACUCAGCCUCAAAAUAAUUUUGGCAAGAACAACUAUGGUAGAAUUUUGUUUGAACUCAGUUAUUCUAAGCAAGAUCUAAAUGACUCGAUUGCAAUCUGCGUAAUCCACGCUAUUCUCUGCUUUACGGCGUUGCUCGGAAACACUGCCAUUGUGAUAACAAUUUGGAAGACAUCCUCUUUGCAUUCGGCGACGAAUAUCUUACUGGCAAGUCUUGCUAUCUCAGACCUUGCUGUUGGAUUGCUUGAAGAGCCAUUGUUUAUAGCAUACUUGCUCAGCGGAACAUAUAGUGUUGGCCUACUUUUUCACGUUUCCGCCUCCAUUUUUUGUUCCAGUUCUUUUUUCACUAUUACAGCAAUUGCAGUCGACCGCUUGCUUGCUCUUCAGUUACAUUUAAGAUAUCACAGCGUAGUAACACGUUCUCGUAUCAUUUUGUUAGUGAGUUUUAUCUGGAUCUUCUGUAUUAUUUUUCAAGCGGGAAUCUGGGCUUCAAACCUACCUUAUAUCAGUGACAUUCUCGCCUCUGCUGUUAUCACCUGUGUGCUCUCUGCGAACUUUGUGAUUUAUUUCAAAAUCAAUCUAGUUAUCCGUCAUCAUCAAAGACAGAUUCAACAUCAACAACCAGAAGCAAAUAAUGGAAACAUUUUCAGUGUGAAAAGAUUUAGAAAAUCUGCUUUAAACUCCUUUCUUAUAUACAUUGUUCUUCUCCUUUGCAACAUGCCUCAUUCAGUUGCCAUCAUAAUGCAUCUAACGGGGGUAACCACACCACCAGGUUUUUAUAUGGCAAUAAUUACGUUAAUUUCCCUUAAUUCAUCUCUGAACCCUUUUUUGUUCUGCUGGCGGGAUCGUGAAAUCCGCGCAGCCAUGAGGCAACUGUUCUGCCGAGGAUUGUAACGCAACUUUUUGACGAAUCACAUCCCUGGAAGGAUUUCGAUUUUUCUUGAGAAGCCUAAGAUAGAAUUCGUUCUCGGGUUUACUGGCGGUAAUAAGGUGUUAUCAAACCAGUUUUAUUGUUUGGUGCGGGUUAUAAGCCCGGCAGGGGAACUCCUAUAUGAAAAGGACGGGGUG